This is a messenger RNA of Aegilops tauschii subsp. strangulata, 3054 nucleotides long. RefSeq lists its product as uncharacterized. Gene Ontology annotation, biological process: chromatin remodeling. Gene Ontology annotation, cellular component: Ino80 complex. NCBI's taxonomy places the organism in Eukaryota, Viridiplantae, Streptophyta, Magnoliopsida, Poales, Poaceae. The record is from RefSeq and is a predicted model, not a curated record.
CAAACGGGCCCUGCCCUUGCCCCUGCCCCUGCCGCUAGCGGUUGAACCCGUGGAACUUCGUCUUUCUCGUCUCCCCCAAAUCGACGAGCAGGGCGAGCGGAAUUCCAGGGCGAGCUCCCCUCCCCCUCCCUGCCCACUCGCCAAGUCGCCGGCGCCCAGCGGCCAGGCCGUUGCGCCCGGCCCCCCUCCCGGCUCCGAAUUCCCAUCCCGCGACGCCGACCUCUCAGUCCUCGGAUCUCCCGCCAGCCGUCUGGUCGCUCCCAAAGUGAGUAAGAAGAUCCGCUGGACCAGCACAACGAGGAGACCCAGGCCAGAGAGCAAUCCUGCUGUGAAGUAGUCAUCUAUGUCAUCUAGGAGUAAUUCAAAGAGGCCCUCAGAUGACAAUGUUGCCUCUGACGGAGGACUCCGACGUCGAGAGUUUUAUCUGAAUGGACCUUCCCUGGACCGUGCCUCCAAGCGUAUCACGGAGGGUGUUCUGUCCCCUCCCAACUUGAAAAACUCACAUAAGAGCAAGGGGAGCCACCAGUUGCAUUCUGAGGCAUCAGGAAGUAACUCAAGAAAGGGUGAAAGCAAUCAUGGGAUACAUGUGUCAGCAGGGAAUGAUGAUUUGUCAACCACGCAGAAACCAAGGAAAGUGAAGCUCAAAAUUGGUGGAAUCAGUCGGACCAUACCGGCAAAACCAAACCCUGCCAUACCAGAUUCCAGGUCUUCAGCUGCAAAGCCUACACGGCCUGGAGAUUCAUCGCACCGGCAAAAGCAUGGUAAUCAGACUGAAGGUGCCAAAGAUUCAAAUAGGUUGCCCUCUUCUCAAGACAAGAAAACAAGAAAGCUGAGGAAAAUUGAAGAUACCUUGACUCCGGAACAACCUGCCAAAGUUCAGAGAGAAGCGUCUUCGGAUCCUGUCCGGAAGAGUAGAAGGAUUGCUAAGAAAUCCAACAUGGACAGUGAAUUAGAUGAGGAAUAUGGUUUAAGUACUCCUGAAAAUCAUAUUCGUGAACCUAAAAACAAAGGAGGGAGUAACCCUAAGAAGAAUGCCUUGAAGAAAGACCGGAGCAGGAGCACAGUUUAUGAGGUUGAUAAUGAUUUUGUUACACCCCAAUCAAAUAGAGAUGGCAAGAAAAGGUCAAGAGAUUCUACUGAUGCUGAUGAGGAUAAUGCAGAAGAGGAGCUGGCCUCUGAUAAUGAGCUUGAAGCUGAAAACAAGAAGCAGAAAGCAGUCACUGAAUUGUCUGCCAGUGUUAAGAGUGAACCUCUCACAACGCGUCGCCGAGCCCUUCAAUCAUGGAUGGAUGGGAACAGCAACAGUACCAUUGAGUUCCCCGAUGGUUUACCAGCAGCUUCGUCAAGAAGCAAGAAGGAAAAGCUCUCUGAUGCUGAGAUGCUCGCGAAGAAGGCUGAGGCUGCUCAGCGCCGCAAGAUGCAAGUGGAGAAAGCCACUAAAGAAAGCGAGGCGGAAGCUAUAAGGAAAAUACUGGGCCUGGACACCGAGAAGAAGAAAGAAGAGAGGAAGCAGAAGGAGCGAGAGGAGAAGGAGAAGGCAGCCAGAGCGCAAGAACUCGCCAGGAGCUCCAUCCGGUGGGUCAUGGGGCCCACAGGCACGGUGGUCACGUUCCCUGAAGAAGUAGGCCUCCCCAGUAUCUUCAACUCCAAACCCUGCAGCUACCCUCCGCCGCGUGAGAAGUGCGCCGGACCGUCUUGCACGAACGCGUACCGGUACAGGGACUCGAAGCUGAAGCUCCCCCUCUGCAGCCUGGAGUGCUACAAAGCUGUCCGCGGGAGCGCUUGAUUUUGAGGACACUGGGGUGGCGUCAGAGCUCCCUAUUUUCGCAGCCGCAUUCAUUCAUGCACCUUCAGAAUAAGAGAGGACGGCCAGUCCUGACGAUGCAAAUUUGUUCGUUGGUCCAAUAAGCGAGUUACAAGAUAGUUACACAUAGCUCUGUGGGUAAAAGAUUAUCGUGUACUGCACCAGUUUGUUUUACUACACCGUUGAGAUGUACUGAGCCAGUGAUGUUACCAGAUGAUUUCUAAGUAGAUAUAUUACACAUACAUACAUAUAGAGAAGACAGCAGACAAAGAUAGUUUUAUUUUUCCUGGCGAGUUUUCAUUUUUAUAUAAACCUUAGUGAGUUGGCGUUUGUAUUUUGGAAGCAAGAAACAAAAGGCACACAAACAAAUUUAUUGUUGCACAUGUGAAGGAAAUUUGUGCAAGAAAUUUGCCACGAUGUCAAAGAAGCUAAAAAAAUAAAAACAAUUGGGGGCAUUCCGAGAAUUGAACUCGGGACCUCUCGCACCCUAAGCGAGAAUCAUACCACUAGACCAAAUGCCCUUUGGAUGACCACAAAGGUUUAACAUCUCUAACAUAGGUGGGCAUGCCGAUGGGCCCUCCACCCGCCCACUCGCUCAGAGCCUCAGACCACCCGUGUGGACCGGGCCCGUCCGCGAAUCUCAGCCCUUAAAUGGGCGUUUCCGCAAAAACGCCGUCCCCCGUAACAAAUCGAAGAGUGGGUCUCUCUCUCCCGGCGGCGCAGGCGUUUCUCUCCUUCUCCUCCGGCGGCGGCAAGGCAUUUUGGCAUCUUGAGCCCAACAGCUAGCAGAUGGCAGGCGGCAGAGUUGCACAUGCGACCCUCAAGGGGCCGAGCGUGGUGAAGGAGAUCUUCAUUGGACUCACCCUUGGGCUGGUUGCUGGUGGUAUGUGGAAGAUGCAUCACUGGAACGAGCAGAGGAAGACCCGAUCCUUCUAUGACAUGCUCGAGAAGGGGCAGAUCAGCGUCGUUGUCGAGGAGUAGUUCUGAAGUGCUGAACCAGAAGUUCUACAUCUCGAAGUCUUUUGUCAUUUUGGUUUUGCCAGUAAUUUCUGAAACUCUCUGGAGAGCAUGACAGAGUGAUUGCUGUGGAGAUUGUCAUGAAAAUAAGCACACCACCAUUUGAGAACAUCGAAUCAUUUUGAAUUUGCUUUUUGUCCUAUCAAAUAUGUCUUGUCUCAUAUGUGUUGCAAACAAAUUCAGGGUUUGGAAGGCUUCCCUCUGACAUGAAUAUGAUUUAGGUUUCACUGUCA